GCGGUUAGCUGUCCGGUGACCCAAGGGUCCGCGAGGGGGGAGUCCCGAGGCGGCCAUCAGCCUCAGCAGUUGCGCUGCGACUCGAGGGGGCGAACCAGAGUGACGCGCCGGACGCUGUCAGGACCGCGCGGGGAGGGGAGGUGGAGGCGAACCCGACGGCCCCUGCCAUGAGACCACACUGAGAACGUCGGUGAGCCUGGGCCCCCAUGGCCUCCACAGACAGACACCUGGCGCCCUCACCGGGCUCCCCCUGGGACGCCAUCCUCCAGGCUGUCAAGGACCAGCUCCCUUCUCUGGACUCCUCCUCGUCAGACAGCGGGGAAGAGGAGCCGUUCGUCUUCCAGAGAAAGGAGAGCAUCCUGAUUCCAGACCUUUCGGACGAACUGGUUGAAGUUGGGGCCGGUGGCAUAGAGUCUGGGGCCUGGGUCCCUGCUGAAGGGCCUCCUCCCGAGCUUCUGGUGCCUGUGGAACUGGCCACGCAGCCUGGGAGUGGAUGGACAACAAGGAUGGAGGAUUCAGCCGCUGGGAAAGGAAGGAGCCCCAGUCCACCUUUUGCGAGCUGUGGUGAGAUCAGCUGUCUUCCCAGGACAGCCACAGAGACCCCCAUGAGGCUGGAAGCUGACCUUGGGAGCAAGUCUUUGAACACCCAAGGGUCCCAGAGUCCCCCCUGGGCUCCACAGGGAGAAGCCACCCUCCCCCUCCAAGAAGGAGGCCGAGAGACAGAGCCCCCCGGCACUGCACCUCCAGACUCUGCAAGCCGCAGGGCCCUCCGACGGGCCAGGAGGAAAAUGAUUGAGGAGGACAUACUCCAGAAAAUGACCCGAGACACCCAGGACCCAGUCUGCAGUGACCAAAGCUGGGCCAAGGGGGCGCCCUGCCAGGCUGCUCAGUCAGGUCCCCGCCCAGAAGUUCCUCCUGCAGGGGCUCAGCAAGGACCGCUGGUGCUCUCGCUCCAGCAACUGGAAGAGUGGGAUUUGGAUUACGUCCUCCAGAGCCUGGCGGGGCCAGAGGACACCCAGGGAAACCACGUACCUGGAACGGCAUGGUGGGCGGCUGACCUCUUCCAACACCAAGGGCACACGGUGUGGAGAGACGAGGAGGAGUUCAUGGAGCAGCUGGCCCUGCUGAGUGCCUGCCAGUCCACCGUCUCCACCUCUGCCCGGAGGGUGCCUGCCCACACUCCCCAGGAAGUCGAGGAGCAGGAGGCCGGAAGCAGGUGUGCUCUGACAAAGCCAGGCUUCCAGGCUGAGCCGGGCCAGAAGGCAGCCGAGGGCAUGAGGCUGAGGAUGGAGCCUCCCACCAUCUUCAUCGAUCUGCGGCAGACGGAGCCAGCAGGCCACCCCCGGUCCCCAGAAAGCUCCAGCCACAGCUCCUCUGACAGCGAGGAGGAGGAGGAGGAGGAGGAGGAGACGGCAGCUCUGGGAGACCAGCAGGGCCCUGCGGAGAGGGCAUGUCCUUCCUCCCAGGGGCUCAGGGCCUGCACCGGGAAGAGUCAGCUUCUCCAGCAGCUCAGGGCAUUCCGGAAGGGGGCGGCUCAGCCAGGGCCGCCUGCUAGCGACGGCUGCCACGGGCAGAAGGCCAAGAUCCCUGAAGACUCGGCUGGAUCGGGAACUGGCCGGAAACAACAUGUGAAACUCUGGCCUGAGGUACAGAGAGCUCAGGCCACACCCCCAGGGGGACGUCCCAGGGCCCUGGGAGACCCUCUAGGGCCAGGGACAGCCAGGGAGGCUCUGGUGCCUCCUCUGGGUCAACCAUAGAU
Messenger RNA from Lepus europaeus (European hare), 1759 nucleotides. It is a transcript of the gene DNAAF8, whose product is annotated as dynein axonemal assembly factor 8. The coding region runs from base 207 to 1757 and encodes 516 amino acids. The record is from RefSeq and is a predicted model, not a curated record. Gene Ontology annotation, cellular component: dynein axonemal particle. The transcript has 9 exons. Gene Ontology annotation, molecular function: dynein complex binding. NCBI's taxonomy places the organism in Eukaryota, Metazoa, Chordata, Mammalia, Lagomorpha, Leporidae.